AUGUUUGUAGUGUGCCUUUCCAUAACAACCGUUCGCCAUUUAACUGGAGCGGUUCGAUAAAUUGUGAAUGUGAGCAUGAGCCUGAUUUUGAUUUGCUUUGAUCGUGAUUCGUAUCGUUGUUGUCGGUGUAAAAAGAUUCGUAAUCAUCCGUUUGGGUAAAUUCGCUAAAGCUUAUACUAUUAUCGUUGGUAAAUUCGGAUAAACUUUUAGCCAAUAUUUGGCUUGGACUAGCAGAGCAAUCUUGAACACGUCCACACUCCAUAGUCAUGUUUAGGUUUUCAUGUUUUUAACAACACGACAAUUCGCAUAAAACUCGACUCCGGAGCCGAGACAAACGUUCUAACAAAGAAAGAUUUCGAAGCCGCUGUUCCAAAACGACAACGUCGUAGCAAGCUCAAAACGAGCGCCGCAAAACUGACCGCUUUCGGGGGCCAUAACAUUCCUGUCAUCGGAAAAUGCUAUUUAAAGUGUCAAUACAAAGGAGCGACUGAAGUACUCGAGUUUCAAGUGGUCGAGACGGGCAAAUCCUUGCUCGGAUGUAGAAACUGUAAAAGUAUGAAACUUAUAACCUUUCAUAACGUAGACCAGCUGCGCAACAAGCCAAUUAACGACGCGUCACCUCAAAGUUCACUAAACGGACUUACAAGUGAACAGAUAUUCGAGAAAUAUUCCAAAUGCUUUGACGGAUUAGGACGCAUAUCAGACCCUUAUCACAUUAAGAUUAACUCUGACGCAACGCCUGUUGUUCAUCCACCUCGUAAGCUUCCUUCAGCGUUGAGAGAUCGAGUCCAGAACGAACUACAAGAAAUGGAAUCCAGGGGAAUCAUUAAGAAAGUCAACGAGCCCACGGCAUGGGUAAACUCCAUGGUAGUUAACGAGAAACGCUCGGGAAAAUUACGCAUAUGCAUCGAUCCACGAGAUCUCAACAAAGCUCUGCGUAGAGAGCAUUACCAACUCCCCACACAGCAGGAGAUAACAAGCCGCCUGACAGACGCCAAAUUCUUCAGUAAACAGGAUGCGAACACUCUGGAUUUUGGCAAAUGCCACUUGACGAAGAGAGCUCUUAUUUGACGACAUUUAAUACGCCAUUUGGUCGCUAUCGCUUUACUGUGAUACCAUUUGGUGUCGUGUUUGCACAAGAGGUGUUUCAUAAAACUGUCAACGAGAAAUUUCAUGAUUUACCCGGAUGCGAGACGGACAUCGAUGAUAUUUUGAUUUGGGGACGAAUACUGGAAGAACAUGAUCAAAACCUUGAACGGGUCCUCAAUCGAGUGACAGAAAGACAAAUGUCAGUUUCGACAAACCAAGGUCACCUAUCUGGGAGAAACGCUUACGGCAAAUGGUGUCAAGCCUGA
This is a messenger RNA of Paramuricea clavata, 1355 nucleotides long. Lineage: Eukaryota; Metazoa; Cnidaria; Anthozoa; Malacalcyonacea; Plexauridae. The record is from the annotation of a GenBank genome assembly.